Ramularia collo-cygni is the source of this 1662-nucleotide messenger RNA. Its product is annotated as related to sterigmatocystin biosynthesis P450 monooxygenase STCS. The transcript has 3 exons. Gene Ontology annotation, molecular function: iron ion binding; heme binding; oxidoreductase activity, acting on paired donors, with incorporation or reduction of molecular oxygen. NCBI's taxonomy places the organism in Eukaryota, Fungi, Ascomycota, Dothideomycetes, Mycosphaerellales, Mycosphaerellaceae. Bases 1 to 1662 code for a protein of 553 amino acids. The record is from RefSeq and is a predicted model, not a curated record.
AUGGCCAGCAUACUUGCAGCCUGGCUUCCUGCCCUAGUGCUGGGUACUCUGAUCUUCCGAUUUGCGGUCAAAUUAUACAAUGCCCGAAUGGUGUUCAAGAAGCUCAAAGCUAGCGGUAUUCCUAUCAUGGAGCAUUCAUUCGCUCUCGGCCAUCUACUGGUCGUCAGACAGUUCUAUUCGGAUUGGGCAACCGAUGCCAACUUCAUCCAAACAUUUGGACUUUACAUGAGCAAGUACUGGACCAAAUUCUUUCCUGACGAGAAAGCUUGCCCUCCUGUAGUGUACGUUGACAUAUGGCCGAUCGGAACACCCAUGGCCUUUUCCAUGGAAGCAUAUGUCUCCAAUCAGAUUGAGCUUGGGAAAAGUCUUCCGAAAUCGCCAAUGCAGGGAGAGUUCCUGCGGCCUAUAAGUAACGGACGAGAUCUUAACUGUAUGCACGGCGAAGAAUGGAAAAURUGGCGACAGAGGUUCAAUCCUGGGUUCAGCAAGAUCAACGUGCGUGGUUGGGUCCCCUCCAUCAUCGAGGAAGUGGAGUCUUUCGUGGACGUGAUUCGUGGGUAUGCAGGAUGUUCCGGAGAAUGGGGUCCAGUCUUCCAGUCCGAAAAGAUAGCGGGUGAUUUGGCGUUUGAUGCUACUGGAAGACUCAUAGUCAACCAGCGAUUCAGAUCUCUCUCAUCGAACCCGGAGCGCUUCGCAGUGUUGUAUCGUCAACAGCUUCAGGGCAUGGAGAUAACGCUCAACAUCUUCAAACUGAUUUGGAGAGCAACCCCGAUGUUCAAGUGGGGCAUUAAUCGUAGAAGAAGGGAACUCUUCAAUCAGAUUCGCCCGUUUAUCCUAAGAGGCAUAGAGGAGUGGGACCAAAAGCCAAGCACCGUUGUACAGGCCGCUGUCAAAGAGUACAAAGGUGAAGCAGAGAAGAUAACCAAAGAAACAAUCGACGAAGACUUCGUGGAGCAGGUCUUCUGCCAGCUGAUGAUAUUCUUCUUCGGCGGCGAGGAUGCAAUUUCUAUUGUGAUCCCAUGGAUGAUCCAUCGCCUGGCAUCCAAUCCAGAUGUACUCCGGGAGCUCCGCCUUGAGCACGAUACUGUGCUUGGACCAGACCCCGGCUUCGGGUUGCACGUGAUCAAAGACUCUCCGCACCUGCUCGAUUCAUUACAGUACUCGCAUGCCGUGAUCAAGGAGACUUUGAGGAUGAAUCCCGCAACCAUUACGAUCCGCGAAGGCCAAGCAGAUUUCUCGCUCAAGAUUGACGGAGUAGAUACCAAUUGGCCGACUGAGGGCUUCGAUCUUUUUGAUAGCUCAAUCACCAUCCAUAGAGAUCCGAGGAAUUUUGUGCGGCCAAUGGAAUUCCUACCUGAGCGGUAUUUGGUACCAGAAGGUCAUGAGCUCUACCCGCCGAAGAACACAUGGCGUGGCUUUCAACUCGGUCCGAGACAGUGCAUCGGCCAGGAGUUUGCCAUUGUUCUUCUCAAGCUUGUCCUGGUCUCGUUAGUCCGUACCUUUGAUAUGGAGAUGGCCUGGGACGCUUGGGAUGCUUCUCAAGAAGAUCAAGGUGGUAAGGUAGAUGGCCGUCAUGUGGAAGGCGAGAGGAUGUAUACCACUGGCAAGGCGACUUCACAUCCCAAAGGUGGCGGGCCAAUCCGUGUCAAAUACAGAGCCUGA